AGCCAAAAACCGAAACAUUUUUUUUUCUGCAGGUUGUUUUGUAUUAGGGUUUCGUGGAUUUGUAAACUUUGAUAGCAAAAGUGAAUUGGGUUUUAUAAAAAAUAGAAAUGAAAAAUCUCGUGCAAGUAAUGAGAAAUAUUUUAUCGUUUGUUUCUGUCAUGGAAUCUCAGUUUUAUUUGUAAUUUAUUGGAAUACGUUGUGCAAUUGUUCUAUUUUACAUUUGCUGUGUUGAUGAGUGUGUUUUGGUUGGUAAAAAUGCUACUGAAAGUAGUGAUCGAAAAAAAAAAAACAUUUUAGCCAAAUACUUAUUGUAAAUUAUUCGUGAAGAAAAUUAGAUACUCGCAAAACUGCAAAAUAAAAGUGAAACACCAAUAAGACGAGUUUCAGCCAACAAUGCAAUUUAUUGAAUUAUAAUGCAUAAAAUUGCUAGAAAAGAUUGAAAAUAAACUAUUUUAGUGAAUUCAAUAACACCAAUUUCAAUAACCUUUUUGAGAACACAGUGGGAAGUCGAAAAAUUUACUUGAAGUGAAUAGUAGAGAUAGUAUAUGUUGUCUUCAAUCGAACCUGUUUUUAUUUGAUAAAGCAAGGAGUAACAACAUUCUUUCGUAACUAUAUCAGACGAGGUUGGAAGGAGUUUCUGUUGUGCUACAGGAAAUGAUAUCACAAAUGAGGACGCCCGACAGAAUUCAAGAAAGUAUCCUGACAAAGAGAGGCUUUCUCAUCCCAAGCUAUUUUCUCGAAGCGAUCAAAAAAGUAGUAGCCAGUGUGCUAGAAGUACGUUGCUUUUAUGUGAUGCGGAAGCAAAUCCCAGGUUUCCUCGACUACUUAACCAAGUCACGGAUUGGAUGGCACAAUCUCACCCCGGCUGACAGUAUAUUCAACUCAUUUCUUACAGUUGUGUUUUUAUUCAUCUUCUUCUUGGAAGCUAACUUGUUACUUGACCAUGGUCAUACACUCUAAAGUAUCUCGAGGGGCGGUAUCCAAAAUAUCAAAAGACAAACAAAAGUUGAAUCACAUUUUAGUGACACGAAAUUCAUCAGCAACAUCGGGACAGCUAAACGCAGCAGCAUCGCUGCUUCAUAUUCGUAGAGUACCAUCCAAUAAAUCUCUUUUAUUUGAAGCCCAAACUGAAUCAACUAAUAGGAAAAAUAGAGCAACAGUUUUGGAGUCCAAUGAUAUAACCAUUCGCAAAAAAGUAACAAGUGGCGCAAUUUUGCAAAACCGUGCCAAAAGCUUCAUUCCAUCAGAGUCUGUUGUAAACGCCCAAAAGAGGUCCCUGUUUGCAUCUGCUCGAUUUUCAACAAAACUAGGUGGUAAUACAACGGAAAACAAAAAUAUCGACAAAUCUAGUCAGUAUAAGAACCAGUUGCGCAUUUCGCGCAAAGCGCCACCUGUGCCCGAUUCCGCUUCCAAAUUCUCGUGCAAUAUAAAAAUUGAACGCAACAAGGACAAGAACCAUACUGAAUCGAUAACAUCGAGCAGUGAAGCUAAGCACAGCACGAUUACUAGACGACAUCCAGUAGGUAUCAAACGCCAGCCUCUAUCGCCUACAUUUGGAAAAGAAGGAGGUCAAGGUCCUUCGGGAUCAAAACAUUCAUCGCAAUCAACAAACAACAUCGCCACAACGAAUGGAACCUCCAUCAAAAAUGCAUCGUCUGUAUCAAGUUUAGAUUGCGUGGGCGUUGCAGCAGUAUCGAAGUCCAGCGCUAAACACAAUCGAGUACUGCACGGAUCUAAAGACAAAAUCGACCAAUAUCAUUCCUCGAAGUGUUCGGAAGAGAAACUGGUCGAUUUGAAACUUGUAAACAAAGACCAAUCAGAGGGACAGAAUCAGACGAAAACAUUUCCCCAAAUGCCUCUCGUGCAUCCACAACCCGCCCAACAUCAGCUUGAGCAAUUCAAAGUUGCUCAUCAUUCAUUACGGUCCUCACAACAACUGCAUAAAGCGGCCGGUUCCGAUGAAGUAGAGCAGCUUGACGAAGAUACCUACUCGAAUACAACAGAGGAAGUAGUCGUAUCGAAUGAAUUAACAGAGAUCAAUUGUGAUGUUCCAAUGGCCCAAAAAACACAAAAAAUGACAGGUUUUCAUGCUAGUCUCGAAAAACUGAAACACGAUAACGCAGCACUAGAGGAAAAGGUUGUUGAGAUGUCUGUCUAUCAAAAAGAAAUACAGACACUCCGUGAGGAGAUAUAUAAACUGCAGGCAUCGCAAGAAAUGAGUAAUAACGAACUGCAUCGGUUACUCGAUGAAAACGAAAGCUUGAGAGAUCGUUUGAAAACUAUUGUUCAAUCUCCAUUGUCAGAUUCUGAAAAGCAACAAAUCAUCAGAGAAUCACAAAGGCUUCACAACUCAGCGCCAGCGUCAAUCGCAUUACCAAAUAAUUUGGAAAUGGACGGCACUCCAUGUGUUACGCCAGAUUGGGACAAACAGUCGUCCGAAAGCGAAAUUGCUGUUGCUUGCCUCCAGGAUAAAAUUACACAGAUGGAGGAGACGCACUACUCGACAAAUGAAGAGCUGCAGGCUACACUUCAAGAACUUGCUGAUUUACAAUCUCAAAUAAUAGAGCUCCAAAGCGACAAUGAAAGACUAGUAGAGGAAAAAGACGUUAUUUUUCAAUCCCUUUGUAGGCAGACCGAAAAACUUGAAGAUUCCCGAACACAAAUCGGAACUCUGCAGACACUUUUACUGCGCGAACCCAAUCAACAGGAUGGUGUUUCCACAGAACGAGAACAAAAAUUGGUUGAGCUAUUGAAAAAUGCUCAAGAGGAGAGAGAAAGUCUUAUGUUGAAGCAAGAGGAUUUGAAUUCAGAACUAAAUGAACUCAAAGAUGUCUUUGAAGAUACAAGUAAUGAGAAAUUAAGACUGUAUGAGCGAAUCGGCGUACUCGAAUCUACUAUCGAUGCAACGAAUGCUGAAAGAACUGAAAUUGAUGCGCAACUGUUACAAUCCAAAGAAGACAGUUCAGUGAAACAAAUCGAAAUUAGUCGUUUGACAACUUUAUUAGAAAACGCGCGAGCAAAAAUUGAAGAAUAUGAACAAGACCGUUUAUUGGGCGAUAAGUCUGAUCUGGGAGAACUUUUAGAUACUGCCAGAAAAGAAAAAGACACUCUUGAAAUUCAGGUGGCCUCGCUUCAGGAGCAAGUAUCAAUUAGUCAGUGUGAGAUACAAAAACUUAAAGACCAACUAGCACGAAUGAGUGAAGAGUGUAAAGUUGUUAGGAAUAAUGCCAAAUGUGUUAUUUCUGAUUUAGAAUAUAAACACGAGACAAUUAAACAAGAGAAGGUUAAAAUAGUUAGUGAUUACCAGCAACUACAAGAAAAUGUGAGUGAAUUACAGGUUCAAAAUAAAUGCCUUACUGAAGACAAGGCCCAGCUGGAAGCAUUAUUAUCUGAAACCCAACGGCAUCUGGGCGAUACAGAACGACUGCUCGCAGAAAAGACUGAUGAAUUAAACCAAGAGAUUAGUUUAAGAAGACAAGAAAGCGACGAAUGGGAACGAUUCCAGUCUGAUUUGUUGAUGACGGUACGUGUGGCGAACGAUUUCAAAACCGAAGCACAUAAUGCACGAGAACAGCUUGCUUUGGACAAUAAAGCAUUACGGGAACGAAUUCGCGUUAUGGAACAGCAAAUAGACAAGCUUAAUAACCCUGAUAUGAACCUUUUAGAAAUGGAGAAAUCUAUCACACAGGAGUUAGUAAAAUUAAACGAUAUUAAAAAAAGCCUUUUCUCAUCUAUCGAUAACCUGGACGUAUACGAUCGAAAUGUUGAUGAAUUUGCAAGCCAAGUCAACUUGUUGCGUCAUCAGAUGAAUUCAUUUCCGUCGAAAGAUGGUGGACGAGGUACAACCAAUGGUUACUGUGCCAAUGAGAAUGCUCAAGGUAACCCGAAACUGAAAAACAACGAAAAAGAAAUAUUACCACCGCUUCCAAAGUCUAAACCUCCCAAACUGUCAGUUCGUUUCUUAGAAGUUGAAGAAACGAAUGAAAGUGUACCUCAAUUCAAAGACGGAUCCAACUGUCGUUCGUAUGAAAUAGAAAAGAUCAACGCAUUUUCCAAUGAAACGAAACAAGACAUUCGCAGUUUAACUCCUCGUUUUACCAAGGCCUGUUUCGAAGAAAUACUAUCAGUCGAACCAUUGUGUUAUACGGAAUCAUCAGAAAACUCAUCUCCAGAACCAACAUUUCGACCAAUUUCAAUAAUCAGAAGUAAUGAGAAUCUGGUGCAGCAAAGUUAUAAGUUGAUUAGACCAGUGCCGCUAUUCGCAUCGAAAAGCAUUCAAGAUCUACGGCCUAACAGUUCCAAAGCACAGAAAGAUCUUGAUCAGCUUUUUUAUUCCAAAAGUUCUGAUGACCUUACUCUCCCAGACAUUGAUGGUAUGUCCAAAAUUAGCAAUUUGACUAAGUUUAAAAAGCUUCGUUGUACCAGAUCUAGUAGUACAAGUUUGAAUAAUUUAAAUAUUAAAGAUGAAUCAGAUCCCUUGGUAUCAAAAAACAUGUCUGAAAGAUUACAAGCUGAUGUAAACAUGAAACCACAACCCAUGCCACGAAAAUGCAGCAUAAAUGAACUAGAAAGCAUGUCUGAUAAAACUACAAAAGCAAAGACACUGGUUUAUGUGAUUGAUAAAAAAACCAAUGAGUUUGUCCUGUCUAAUGAAAAGGCAACGGCUAAUGUAACUGAUAUGAUUUGUAGAAAUCGUCAGAGAGUCAAUGUUUACGAUGACGCUAAAUUAGAAGCAUUGAAGAAGACUUCAUUUAUAUUGAAUAAACCGGAUAAAUCUGUUACGAUGCUCGAUGUUAUUGAUAAAAAAAAACAAUGACGAGAGAAAUAAAAGCAUAGUUGCAUCAACGGAAUCCCAUCAUUCUAUAUUUAACACUGUUCAACAAGAGAUGGCUGUGCGACGACAACAAAAAUCUACUAUCCAGAGGCAGGACUCACGCUUGUCUGUAAAAAGUCUUAUUGAGAGCAUUGA
Messenger RNA from Wyeomyia smithii (pitcher-plant mosquito), 4969 nucleotides. Its product is annotated as cytospin-A-like. The transcript has 13 exons. Gene Ontology annotation, molecular function: protein binding. NCBI's taxonomy places the organism in Eukaryota, Metazoa, Arthropoda, Insecta, Diptera, Culicidae. The coding region runs from base 944 to 4816 and encodes 1290 amino acids. Gene Ontology annotation, biological process: actin cytoskeleton organization. Gene Ontology annotation, cellular component: filamentous actin; microtubule organizing center. The record is from RefSeq and is a predicted model, not a curated record.